AGUAAGAAAAACUGGUAGUUAAGUGGUUUCUUUAGUUCACGAUGGAUUGCCGAGUUGGUAUUGUCAAAGUUUUUUUGCUUCUUCUCACCCUCAGUCCGGCAUAUCCACGUACCUAUGAGAAUCUUAGCAAAAAAGCCUCUGUGAAAAAUUGGAUUUGUUAUCAGCUUAAACCUGAUGAGUGUUCGGCAACGAUGAAUGUGAACUGGUGCAAUGCUAACAAAUUUGAGGAGGCAGAUUGCAACUAUGAGGAUCUGCUGCAGUAUGUGGAAACUGACGUGAAGAGUAACAAUGGAGUUUACAAUACAAUUAAAUGUGUUCUAGCCUGCCCUGAAGUAUAAAUAUAAUUAAAUGUGUUCUAGCCUGCCCUGAAGUAUAAAUACAAUUAAAUGUGUUCUAACCUGCCCUGAAGUAUAAAUACAAUUAAAUGUGUUCUAGUCUGCCCUGAAGUAUAAAUAUAAUUAAAUGUGUUCUAGUCUGCCCUGAAGUAUAAAUAUAAUUAAAUGUGUUCUAGCCUGCCCUAAAGUAUGAAUAUAAUUAAAUGUGUUCUAGUCUGCCAUAAAGUAUGAAUAUAAUUAAAUGUGUUCUAGUCUGCCCUAAAGUAUGAAUAUAAUUAAAUGUGUUCUA
Eurytemora carolleeae is the source of this 624-nucleotide messenger RNA. RefSeq lists its product as uncharacterized. The record is from RefSeq and is a predicted model, not a curated record. Lineage: Eukaryota; Metazoa; Arthropoda; Copepoda; Calanoida; Temoridae. Bases 42 to 338 code for a protein of 98 amino acids. The transcript is spliced from 6 exons.